Molecule: messenger RNA, 2982 nt
Organism: Pimephales promelas (fathead minnow)
Lineage: Eukaryota; Metazoa; Chordata; Actinopteri; Cypriniformes; Leuciscidae
Source: RefSeq, a predicted model, not a curated record
ACUCUUCGCUUCUCUUUUCCAGGUGGCCAUUCUCGCUGGUCAUCUCCACCUUGCGACUGUUGCUGCAAGGGUCACAAAGGUGAAGGCGAAGGUGAGAGUGGAACCUCAUUCAACGAGCUCUCCACCUCCAGCUCUGAGAGCCACUCCGAGGCCAGCUCCCCGCAAGGUACGGUCAUCCGUGGCCCGGUCAGCCGGCAGACACACGUUCAAACAUUGGACAGGCCUCCAAAGAAAGGCCCCGUUCAGCAUCUCCUGCAACAGCAGCAGUCCGAGCAGCGCCGCAAGAGCGACCUUCUCCGGACGCUCACCGGAAGUUCCCGGGACACCAGCACCUCCAAGAAACGGCCGGCGAAAGAAAAGUUGACUGUGGAAGAGGAACUGGACAAAUGCAUCAAGGACUUCCGCAAGAUCAAGAUUCCUGCGCAUUUUCCCGAGCGCAAGUACACGUGGCAGGUCGACCUCUUGCGCAAAUACCGUCUUUGAGGGACGGCGGCUUUCAACCGUUUUCAAACGCAAGCUACAAUAAUGUAUGUGCUCACUACUACAACUACACACCACACUACUACUGCCUCUGACUUUUCGUCAACGUCGGUCGAUCGACCACUUCAUCUCCUUGAAUGCUAAUUGUUUACUUGUAAACACCUGCAUUUUCGACUUCCAGAGAGACGCACGUGUUUCCGAAAGACACGCAGCUACUUGUCUCUUUGGUUUCGUUCUCCCCUGCUGAGCUACACAAAUGUGUGUGUAAUUGUGUGUUUGUUACAACUGAAUUUUUGACCUCGGUAUGUUAGUGGCACAGCGAUUGAGUUGAGGUGGCCCAGAGGUUGAAAGAUGAAUGUGUAUCCACCUCAUAAAUAAUGCAUGUGGUCCCAACUGUGCCCUUUCUAAGAAUAGCCACUGCCUUGGCGGAUGUGAGAGUGUGUUUCCUUUUCAAAACUCUGAUUAGCACAGGAGACCAAAUGUGUUUUCCCCUUUUUUGGAUUCUCCACGUUCCAUUUUCGUACCUCAGCUAAGCCACAAUCAGAGGCAGUAAAGACCUUUCCACAUAUGUCGUCUCUACGACAUAAAAGGGAUGUGGGUGGAAACUCAAUAGCAUGACAUGAAGGCGUCGAAACUGCUGCCUGAAACAUUGAUUUAAACACGAUAUUCCAAAUGGGAGUGGAUGAUGGCUUAUUCUUGAGGUCAAAGGUUAAAUGCUGAAUGUUUGGAAAAACCAUUUGACAGGAAAAUAUAUUCUGAAAGCAAUCACACACCGGACAACGCGGACAUAGUUUAGGGUUGUGCAAUCUUUUUUGCGGAAGACAUUUUUGCUGCUGUAUUCAUUCCAUCAAUAACAAUACUGAGCGAAUUUGAGAAAUGGAUGGCUUUGAUAAUAUGUUAGACAUAAUGAGACCUAUAUAUAGCUGAUGAUAAUUCAGUGGAAACUUAUUGGUGUAUGUUAUGGUUAAUAAUGUUUUUAGACACCUCAAUAACAAGCCGCUUAGAUAGCCUUUAUAUAUUUUUAUUUAUUUAUCUUUAAUACUAUUUAAAGUUUAGUUUAGUUCAACUUAAUCAUUUUGCAAGGUUUUGAAGGGAAUUUGGAAACCAAUAUAAGCAUCAUUACUUGCUGCUAUUGCGCUAUAUUUAUUUCCAAACGAUACUAGACAGACUUCGGUGUGUUAUAGCUACAAAUUUAUAUUAAUGCCAUACAUUUAUAUUCAAAUAACUGAUACCGAUGUUAAUUACAUCUGAUAAUUAUGGAAAAGGGAAUAAAUGAUUUGCCACUUGCACAAUUUAUUUUCCAUUCUUUCCCCCCUGCUAAUUUCCUAUAUAUUAUACCUUAACUGCCUGUGAUGAAGAGCCUUAACCUAAGUUUACCUAAAAAAUGUUUUUAAUGUUAUAUAGUCAAAAAUGUGACUGGAUGUUAAAAGAGAGGUAAAUCCUCACAGAUGCGGACCUUUUGAUUAGCAUUCCAUUUUCUGUGCUGAGAAUUUAUUGUUAGCUAGAAAAAAUAUCGAUGUAUUUAUUUAUUUCAUCAAAAAAUAAAUUAAAACAUCACAUUUAUUUUCUCUGGUUUUAGAUAAUACCCUAAAUGUAUUACCAUAUAUAGUAAUAUUGCUGUAACCUCACUGUGUGAAGUGUGAUGGACUCCAGAUGCACGCUUGUGAUGGGUGUAAAUGAUAGGCAUGGCUUGCAAACUUUAUUUUCUCAAAAAAGCCUUUUGAAUUCAAAUAUAAAUUAAGAUACAUUGGGUGCUAAUCAAAAUGUAGCCUCCAGCCUCUCGUUCCUAUAUUUAAAGAAGUCUAUUUAUAUGAAAUUAAAGGGCAGAGAGAAUAGCAUGUUAAAUAGAAUUUCUAUGAUUAUUAUCUGGGUACCUAAAGGAAACAGUAAAGUCAUUAUUUUAUUGCAUUGCACAGGUUUUCUGUUUUAUUCCAAACACUAACCGUACUGUCGAAUAAUAGCAUUGCAAAUCACUUGUAAAUAACAUGAUAAUGCAAUGUCUUUUAAAUGAAUUGCACUUGUAAACUGUAAGAGAUUAUUCUUUGAGCACUCAAGACAGCUAAAAUUACAAUAAAAGUGUUUGGAAUCCAUUGGAUUAAUGGCAAUUAUAUAUGUUAAUAUUUCUAAAGCACCAAAUGAAGCUAGAGUAAGAUAAUGGCCAAAGAGCUUUUUGUUGAGCUGUUAUAUCGUUAGCCUCAUAGCACAGUCAUAUUUCAAUGUCUUUGGAAAACAAGAAAAAACACAAAAUGACAUAGGCAAUUAAUGAAUAUAUAAUUAGCCUAACGAUAUGUAACACAUGAGCACAUCUCAUCUAAAGCACAAACUCACUGCCAUUUUUACCAGGAAGAAGAGUACCUGCCAUAGGCUUGGCUAAAAGACAUUUUUAUGGUAGCCAGACAGAGAGCCAUUGUGAAAAGUGUGCUUAAUCAAUGUGCACUUGCUUUAAAUCUUACAAUUAUAUGUGUGUGUGUGUGUGUGUGUAAAUAUAGGCCAGCUCUAUAU